Molecule: messenger RNA, 539 nt
Organism: Seminavis robusta
Lineage: Eukaryota; Bacillariophyta; Bacillariophyceae; Naviculales; Naviculaceae
Source: the annotation of a GenBank genome assembly
AUGAUGAGGGUAUCUUUUGGUGCUACGGUUUGGAGUCUCCUGGCUCCGGGGAUUGCUGCUGCUGUGGGACUCCCCGACAGCCAUCCAUCGGUUGGGGUGUUGUCCAAGUUCAACUUUAAGUGUCCCUACGCCGAAGAAUGGGUCACCAAAGGACCACUCCAGGCCGCCUUGGAUCUUGGUCUGGUGCAAAAUGUCACUACCAUCACCACCUCAAAAUCUGGUGGAAGGCAACAGCUUCGUCGUCGCACUCAGCAGGAUAUGAUCGUGGCUGGAUCCUGUGUCUACACCAACGCUUGGUCGGGGCAAGUGGCUUGCUUGGAAAUGAGAGGUGACGCUUGGACGGGUGCCACCAUGGAGUCACGUUGUGCUUCGGAAACGGAUUCUACAUUGACGGCCGGGGCUCCCUGUGCUGUUCCAGACGGAAUGACGGGUUGGUGUUUGGUGGGUGAAGAUGGGUCCAUUGAGGCGACUCCCAUGGCAGGUGACAACAACUGUGGACAAACACAGAGCGCUUGUGAGACUUUCAUGACGGGAACCUU